AUCCUUUUCAUGUUGGUAAUUAUUGUAUUACCGCUGCUGUGGUCCCCAGCCAGUAUUUAUACUAGACCGGUAUGGUAUAACUAGUGUGCACGUAACUACGGCUUUUUACUGAAAGAACUUAACUCUUAAACCUUUUGGUGUCAGUACCGCCUGAGCGCAACAAGAUGUAAUGGCACAGAAUUGUCCACACUACCCAUUUGGUACCCGAAUACAGUACCUGUACUAAAGUGGUAGCACGCCAAUUACUGGCUAGCGGCGUACCAGAGCAGAAGAUAGUUAUGAUUAGGGGGUAUUCCAAUACAGGGCCAGUAUCCUAAAUAGUCUUGGAUCCGAAGGAAACUUUUCACCCGUCUCAUGUCUUAUGUUACGUAAUAGAUAUCUUGCUGGGUGCCUUUCUGUACCAAUCCUAGUCCUAGAUGAUGGUGUUGGUCAAGGGUAGGCUGAGAUCGAGACCACAGUAUUCUUCACUUGUUUCGCGCAGGCCAGGUUCAGAUCCGCGAAUACACACGAGAGACACCGAUAGCGCACGAGGCCGCGAAGCGCGCGGAACGUACGUAAGUACAGUACGGUUAUUUUUAUGCGCGUCGCGUCGCACUCAGUCGCUUUCGUGCGUCCUCGACUCCUCGUGGCCGUUCUGCCUGCCUGGUUCUGCUUGCCCGGUUCUGCCAGAUCAGAAAUUUCAAACGUUAACGAGAGUCAUUUGAGACUGAGUCAGUAAAGAGGGAAACUCCAUCUUGAGGUGCUUGUGGUUUCAGUUUCAAUUUCAAAUCGUGCCGCCUCUUCAUCAACGUCGAAUCGGUCCAUAUUUGCAAAAAAAGUGCUCCUACAAACUUCAUCUUCCUUAAAUAACAAUUUGUGCAUAUCUUUUUAAAAAAUUUUAGUGUUAAUCCUUUAAUAAUUUAAGGGUAGGAAUUUCGAAAAUUGGAAGCGCGUUUGCAUAAAGUAAAUUGUAAAAAAGCAUUUGGACUAUUUAUAGGCGUGUAGGCCAUCGAUUCUUGGGAGAGAGAUUAUUUUAGCGAUCUUUGUCACCACUGUGAAAAGUGCUUUCUUAAACGUGCUUUAAAAUUGUAGAAGUUGAGGAUUAAUGUCGUUCUCAUGGAUGCGUAUCAGUAGAAUUGAAAGAAGAGGCUAUUAAAGAAUCCUUGCGGAGAAGAAAUUUUUGUAUGAGAACGAGAUUUGAUCCGUUAUUUGAUAGUGGAACGUCUGUAGGUCAAGUUUUCUGACGCAUGAUUCACGUGAGCGAGACAUAAUAUAACACGAGCAUGUGUAUGUGAUACUUAAAAGGGCGAAAUGAGUAGCAGACUCCCUGCACCUCCCUCAAGGACCAGUGCAUCCCGCAGAAGAAUUGCAAAGUUGCACUCAUCGACUCAAAAUGACUCCAAUGGGAAAGUGAAUACUAUCAUUAAUAGGCCGAUUCCCAUCAAAAUUGAGAAGGAAGCGCCUGAUGAUGAGAUGAAGGAGUAUGCAACCACCACCAUGAGCGAGUUUUUAGGAUUCUUCGGUUACGAAAAAGUAGACAGUGGUUGUACGAGGGGACUAAAUUUGGAUCAUUUUGUACCUUCUACAACAGGAAAGCAUCAAAGUCAACGAUUUCUUACCAAACCCUUUGCUGCAAAAACAAUAACCUCUAGUUCGCCAAUGUCGACGAAUCCUUCCGGUUCACCCCAUUCCAGAUCUUCAAGGUCACCUCCCACUAACGUAUCUGCGAUAUCAGCUAAAGAAAAUAGUGGCCCACCCAUGUCAUCUCCACUGUCGCUGAGAACAGGACCAGCCAGUCCUCGUAUGCACGAGAACAGUGAUUCGGCGUCUGAUUCCCCAGAUGGCCCUAAAAUGUGUUCUUGGUGUCAUCGAGCGGAAGGAACCUGGGAACCAGGGGGUGGUUGCGUCCCUUAUGGAAGAGCAAGUAGUUCCGUUCAAUUCUGUAGUGAAUCUUGUUUCGCCGCUGGUAGGCGAGCAGCAUUCAAGAAGGCAAGGACUUGCGAAUGGUGCAAACACGUUCGCCCUUCCAUGAGCUUUAAAGACUUUCAAGAUGGAGAACACCAACUUCAGUUUUGUAGUCAAAAAUGUUUAAACCAGUACAAAAUGAACAUAUUCUGUCGGGAGACACAAGCACACUUAGGUCUGCAUGGUAUCAACAAUACUGUUUCCUCAACAAAUCUUGGAACCGGAAAUCUAAUCACACCAGAGAUGUGGCUUCAAGAUUGUGGAUCACCUUCGAGUCCUUCAGAAGAACUAAUUGUUGACGAUGAUCCAAUCACCAGGUCGUCUUCUAUCCACGAAGACGAUGAAUCGUGUAAUCGUGACGAGGAUAGUAAAAAAGAGAGUGAGAGUAGUGAAACCGAAAGGUGCAUAAAAGACCGGAACUCUGUCCAUCGCAGGACUAUUUCAAACGGAAGUAAGGAUGAAGAUGAAGACACAGACGUGGAGGUCGCUGAGGAAGAGACCACCAGGGCAAUUAUGAAAGUUUCGGAGAAAGAGGACGAAUCUAACAGGCGAAAUGAUCAACUUCUGGAUCACAUGAGACACCGAUUUGCGGUGCAAAACCUUUCCAAGUAUAGAACUUCCAUUUCACCCGCGAUACGGGAUCGAACUAAGGAAUAUGUCAAUUCGACGAUACAUGAUUCCGGAAGUUCUCACGAAUCAGAACUUUUUUCAAGUGAGAUUUUGCAUAUGAAGGACGCACGUGACAUGGUGCCUAACAGAGGACGAAGAAGCAUUCGACACGGGCAUGGAAGACCAAAGAGAAUUCAGAAGUCUCCUUCUUGGUUACCAGAACAGUCAAAUCCCCGAUUGCCAUACACAGCGCAUUCAAUACCGAGAGUAGUCCAUCCUCAGCAUACACCUUUCAAAUAUCCUCCUCAACCAGGAAUGUUUGCUGGAAGAGUUCCUUUUUCAGUAAGACCACAAAUGCCCUCUUUCCCUCCCCAGGCUCUUACAAACUCCCCCUCCUCAUCCAUUUUACCUCCUGUUACUGUUUUAGUUCCUUAUCCCAUACCCAUCCCUAUCCCAAUUCCUAUCCCUAUCCCUAUUCCUAUACACAUGUUUGCUAAAUUCCGAAAGGAGAAUGGAGAAACGAUGACUAAGGCCGAGAAGCCAUCGGAAAGUUCGAUACCAGAAGACUUGUCAAAAAGGAAAACGUCCAGCCCUACGACAAAGAUUCCUGUAGAUGAGCCAGAGAUAAUUCAACCAAUCUCGCCUUCUACUUCCGUUUUGACACCAACAAUUAAUUGUAACAAGGCUGAGGAUAUAAAAGAUAAAUCCGUUUGCCUAACAACAAAGAGUCCGAGACCUUUGAGGAAGAGGAGACGAAUACCUGAAAACUCGGAAGAUGUGGAAAUUCAGUUAAAAAGAAGAAUGCCUGUCUAAGAAAUCUUCCAACGCCUUUAGUAUUCUCUUUAUAUGGUGCUAUGUAUGAUUUAUAUAGUUGUGCUACCGAGAUCGUUUUUAAUGUAUAAUUAUAUUCGUUUCUAAUAUAUUUGCCUAUCCGAACUGAUCGUGAGGUAUUAAUUACUGUACUUGCUCUAGAAGUUUAGAGUAAGCAACUCUGUGAUCAAACUUUUAUCCACAUUGUUUCACGAAUAGUCUCAAAGUAAUAAAAUAUUUUAUGACUUUCGAAUACUGCAAUAUUCAAUCCCAAAA
Messenger RNA from Belonocnema kinseyi, 3639 nucleotides. It is a transcript of the gene Sobp, whose product is annotated as sine oculis-binding protein homolog B. Gene Ontology annotation, cellular component: nucleus. NCBI's taxonomy places the organism in Eukaryota, Metazoa, Arthropoda, Insecta, Hymenoptera, Cynipidae. The transcript has 6 exons. The record is from RefSeq and is a predicted model, not a curated record. Gene Ontology annotation, biological process: animal organ development. The coding region runs from base 1291 to 3366 and encodes 691 amino acids.